AUGCCCGUCGGGAGUUUAACAAUCAGCGUCGACCUCGACCCAAUUCGACCAAUCUGCGACGCCAUCUCCGUACAGGAUGAUAUCACCCAGGAUAGUGUAGAGCGUUGGUUAAGAAAUUCAUGGGAGGCUACCAGUCAGAAUGCUCUAGUGAUUGACUCGGUUAAGCUUGCUACGGAGCUUUUGGCUCCUAAAGGAACUUUUGUUACCAAGGUAAGGGUAAAAUGUCGUUUGAAUAAGUACUACCACUUAGCAAAUGAGCAUGGCCACGGAUCUCGAGCCGCAUGGAAGCUGGUUCAACUUGAUUCAAUGUUCGGUUUUCUCCGUUCGGCCGUCGAGAAGAUGCCCGUCGGGAGUGUAGCAAUCAACGUCGACUUCGACCCGAUUCGACCAAUCUGCGACGCCAUCUCCGUACAGGAUGAUAUCACCCAGGAUAGUGUAGAGCGUUGGUUAAGAAAUUCAUGGGAAGCUACCAAUCAGAAUGCUCUAGUGAUUGACUCGGUUAAGCUUGCUACGGAGCUUUUGGCUCCCAAAGGAACUUUUGUCACCAAGGUAAGGGGAAAGUGUCGUUUGGAUAAGUACUACCACUUAGCAAACGAGCAUGGCCACGGAUAUCGAGCCGCAUGGAAGCUGGUUCAACUUGAUUCAAUGUUCGGUUUUCUCCGUUCGGCCGUCGAGAAGAUACCCGUCGGGAGUUUAGAAAUCAGCGUUGACCUCGACCCGAUUCAACCAAUCUGCGACGCCAUCUCCGGACAGGAUGAUAUCACCGAGGAUAGUGUAGAGCAUUGGUUAAGAAAUUCAUGGUAG
This is a messenger RNA of Fraxinus pennsylvanica, 804 nucleotides long. The record is from the annotation of a GenBank genome assembly. Lineage: Eukaryota; Viridiplantae; Streptophyta; Magnoliopsida; Lamiales; Oleaceae.